This is a messenger RNA of Anastrepha ludens (Mexican fruit fly), 16328 nucleotides long. It is a transcript of the gene Ten-a, whose product is annotated as teneurin-a. The coding region runs from base 1855 to 10917 and encodes 3020 amino acids. The record is from RefSeq and is a predicted model, not a curated record. The transcript is spliced from 17 exons. NCBI's taxonomy places the organism in Eukaryota, Metazoa, Arthropoda, Insecta, Diptera, Tephritidae. Gene Ontology annotation, biological process: motor neuron axon guidance.
CGCCGAUUCAGUUUUGUGUUAUUCGUCGGUACGAUUGGACGCGUCUUGUAAACGGUGGUCGCGCCGCUGCUUGUCGCGCGUUUUUUCUCAAAUACAAACACAAUUUAUUCAAUAAUUCAGAAAACAGAAAUAAAUCUCAGAUCUGCUGAGUUGCAUGUGAACAGGUGCGGCAGUUGCAGUCAAGUUAUGGCACUUAAACACAGCGUGCAACAAAUGCGAUUAGUGCCGACACGAAAACAGUGAUAUGUGCAACUAACGAAGAAUACUACAAAUCGCUGUGGCAUGUUAAUUGUGUGGCAGACACAACUGCUUCUUUGCUUGCCCGCAGAUGACAGUGAUUUUGGUGCAGUCAAUCCUUGCAAAAUAUUCCAAUUUGUGUUUUUCUGGCCAAUUAUGAAAAGUUAAAGAAAUUUGUGGAAAUAUUUGUUUGUCGAAUUGUGUGGCAAGAGAGUGUGAAACCGCCAUAAAACGCUACAGCAGCGGCUACGUCACACGCCGAAAUUCGUGUGGCAGCUGCGUGUGUAUCUGGCAGUUCGGUCAAAGAACACGAAAAAUUUAUCCGAAAGCAAAACAUGACAAAUUCAUCAAAGGAGAAGUGAAUGAAAAAUAUUGGCCAGAAAAUGAAUGCUCGUGAAUUGAGAAUUGUUUGAAAGCAAGAGAUUUCAAUAUUUAUCUAGUGUAACUAUGAAAAAGUGAGUUAUUAACGAAUUUAAGCGAAACGAAUUCAAGCAAAGAAGUAACGAAAAGCAACUUAACUCGAGGGAAGGUGGCGUGCAAAGCAGUGACGUCUUUACUCAGAGGAUCCUGGCAGCAGGCAGCGAAAUAAAGAAAUGCCAAAUAUGAAUGGUGUUAAGUGUUGUUGUACUUGUGAUGCUGUAAGCGCAACUGAAAAUCACUGGAAAAUGUUUUGACCGCUGCCUGUACGCGUUGCAAAUAAACACACGCACACUUGCACACACACAUCAUUGGUCGCGUGCAAGUAGAGCGCGGAGUACACCCUUUUUAAGCAGUAAAUAAUAUUUGCUUUCCAUUAAAUCGAAAUGCGUCAAAACGGCGGUUGACAAACGCUCGCACGAGGGCGCACUUGCCGUAAUUUGCAGCGGGAUUUCGCGCGGCUGCUGAAGCGCGGAACGCCGCGUCGACAUUCGAAAGAGCCAACAGCGGAGGAAUAAUUAGUAAUUCAGAAAAAGGACGAAAAUGGAAUAAUAACACAACUUUUAAAAACAAAGUGCAGCGCUUGCGGAAAACUGAAUCCAACACAUAUGCAGCGUGACAUAAUUAAAGCACACACACAAACACACCCAUGUGCGCUGACACAGCGACACUUCUGUGCGUCUUCGCAAGCGGUUGGCGUAGAAAAUCGCGAAUUUUCCGCAUUUAAUUGCUGCGAAUCCACGCUGAGACAGCGAAAUUUAUGUGAAUUAUUUCGCAACGAAAUAAGCGAGCAGUAAAUUUUAAAACAACAAAAACGGCAAAGAAAACAAAAAUAAAAACCAAAAACAAUAACAAUAACAUACUUACUUAAUUACAAUUAUAAUAAGGCGCGAACGUAUGCGAAUAGGGAAGUGUAAAACGCGUGAAAACGAAACAGUGAAAGAUACUUUUGGCGGGCGACGAACGGCGAAUAGCGUACGGGGAUUGGCGAGUUUUUAAUUCAACACGCCCAUGCCCGACUUUUUAUUAUUGUUGCCAUAAGUAACAUUAAUUGUAAAUGCGAAGUUAUAAAAAUAAAUAACGAAAAUUAAUUGAAAUCAUUUUAAAAGCAAAAUUCGCACAGACGCGCGAUACGAAAAAGCUGAAGGGCGAAAACAAUAACCAGAUAAAAAAAUAAGCUACAAAAAAACAAACGCCAAAAUGACUAUGAAAUCAAUGAAAUACUCCGAUUGUGAUACGAUCAUGGAUGGCUAUAAUCCGGUGCCGCCUCCACUACCGCGACGCGUACCGCCCGUGCGAAACAUCUACGCCGAGCCAUUUGCACACGAGCCCAAUCACUCUAGCAGAUUGGGUUCAAUGCCGGGCGGGCAUCAACAACAGAUGGCACAAAGUAUGUCAACAGGCAACAAUACGUUGGGUCACAGCGGCAUUGAUCGGGGCGGUGGCGGCGGUGUGCCUGGUGGUGGCGGUGGGCCGGGCAUGAAUGGGCCCGGCGGUUCGCAUUGCCAGAUGAGCGGCUCACAACCACUGGUAAUGCCUGGGUUCCCAUUGCGUAACUCACACUCAGCGCACACCCCACACUACUCACCAUAUUCACCAUCCAGGUUUCACAUAGAUAAGCGCUGCCAGCACCGAUGUUCCUGGAAAUGUUUGAGUAUCGCCUUAAUACUAGUAACAGUCGUCCUAAGCGCCAUGUUGACCUACUUUGCAGCUGUCAGUUCGAUGAAGCCCAACAUGGACUCCACAAAUUGCAUCCUAGUCCAAGAUGUCAAGUCGCAACCACACGACUUGCACGGCAAUAUGAAAGCGAGUGGAAGCAGUGGCAGUGGCGGGCAGUUACCGACCGCCUAUCCCACAGAGGAAUCGAUACAAACGAGCACAUCGGACCAUAGUGGCACCAGCACCGGUUACGGCGGCAUGCAGAACUCGGCGCCGUCGCUGCAGCUCCAACAGCAGCAGCAAUUGCUCCUGCAGCAACAGCAACCGCACACUAUCAACCACCAACAAACACUGGCUGGUGUUCCGCAAGAUGCCACCUCUCAUCUCCAGGAUCAAUCGUACACGGCACAGCAGCAACAGCAAUCGGCUCAACAUCAACAGCAGCAGCUGAAGUGGCCGCAGGUGGUGGAGCUGAAGGACUUCAAUGAAUUCUACCACGCCAACAUACCACCAUACCAAUUCUGGAACCUCGAAUUUCGCAAUAAGCACCCAGCCUUCAUUCGUUUCAAUUUCACGCUGCCGUGGGGCGCUAGUUUUGCGGUCUAUUCGCGCCGCAAUGUGGCACCCUCAGUGACGCAACACGAUUUUGUUGAGUUCAUCAAAGGUGGACGGCUGGACAGUCACUUGCGGCACAAACGCGCCGCGCAAUGGCGUAACGAAAGUGGCCAGAGCUUCAAGGAUUUCGACACUGAUAUGGAAUGGCGGGAUGACAGUGCUGAUGCUGGAGGCGAGGACGAUGACAAUAAGCUGCAACGCACAUCACAAGAAUCGAAUGUUGGAGUGCGCCGCUUACCCGGAUUUUAUGUAGACGAUUCGCUGGAUGAGGCAGAUGACGAUUCAAUGGCUGCGGCAGAAAGUGAUGACUACGAUGAUGGCCAAUACGAUAUCGAGACGCCACUGGAUACAGCCAAGCAUUAUGCGCAACGACUUAUGACAGCCCAACACAGGUUAUUCAAGCGCUCAGCCAUGGGCGUAGCGGGCGCUGGCGGCAUGGCCGAUGGCAUGGGUGGGUUGCCAGCGCUGGACCUGGACACAAUGAUGGUGAAUGUAUCUCUGCUGCAGUACCUGGACACGGGUUUGUGGUUCAUCUCCGUUUACAAUGACGAAUUGGUUGCGCACUCGGUGACGCUGGUGGUCGAGGAGGCGGAGGGAGUUAGCACAACCUGCCCUAACGACUGCUCGGGACGUGGCAGCUGCUACCUUGGCAAGUGUGACUGCAUCGAUGGCUACCAGGGCACGGAUUGCUCGAAAAGUGUAUGCCCAGUGCUCUGCUCCGCUCAUGGUCAUUAUGGAGGUGGUAUUUGCCACUGCGAGGAGGGAUGGAAAGGAUCCGAGUGUGACAUACCCAUCGGCGAGUGCGAGGUACCGAACUGCUCGAACCACGGACGUUGCAUAGAAGGCGAAUGCCACUGCGAACGGGGCUGGAAGGGGCCAUUCUGCGAUCAACAUGAUUGCCUUGAUCCCUUGUGCUCCGGUCACGGCACUUGCGUGGCCGGGCAGUGCUAUUGUAAGGCCGGCUGGCAAGGCGAGGACUGCGGCACCAUCGAUCAGCAAGUGUAUCAGUGUCUGCCCGGUUGCUCCGAGCAUGGCACGUACGAUCUGGAAACGGGUCAGUGUGUGUGUGAACGUCAUUGGACCGGACCGGAUUGCUCGCAAGCUGUUUGCAGUUUGGACUGCGGCCCGAACGGCGUUUGCGAGUCGAGCAAAUGUCGCUGUAAUCCCGGCUGGACUGGUAAUCUCUGCGAUCAGCUGCCUUGUGACGCCAGAUGCUCGGAGCACGGACAAUGCAAAAAUGGAACCUGUGUCUGCUCUCAAGGCUGGAAUGGACGCCAUUGCACGCUGCCGGGUUGUGAGAAUGGCUGCUCUCGACAUGGCCAAUGUACGCUGGAAAAUGGCGAAUAUCGCUGCGAUUGCAUUGAAGGAUGGGCUGGAUCUGAUUGCUCGAUUGCGCUGGAAAUGAACUGCAAGGAUAACAUCGAUAAUGACGGCGACGGUAUGACUGAUUGCUCGGACAGCGAAUGUUGCUCGCAUCCUGCUUGUGCGGAACACAUCAUGUGCCUGUCCUCCAACGAUCCAGUGGAGGUGCUCCUGCGCAAGCAGCCACCCUCGGUGACCGCAUCCUUCUACCAACGUGUCAAGUUUCUGAUUGAAGAGAACUCGGUGCAGUCGUACGCACACAUGGACGAGUACAGCGAAAAUCUCUUCUGGAGCUCAUUCACGCCUUGCCGGGUGUCGGUAAUGCGUGGCCAGGUCAUCACGCCGCAGGGAUUGGGCAUCGUCGGCAUUCGGGUCUCAGUGGAUCGGGACUCGCGCUUCGGAUUCACGUUGACGCGGCAAGGCGGAUGGUUCGAUGUGCUCGUUAACGGUGGUGGGGCAGUGACGUUGCAAUUCCAGCGCUCACCCUUCAGGCCACUCACGCGCACCGUCUUUGUGCCAUGGAAUCGUAUUGUGGUACUGCCCCCCGUGCAGAUGCAAUUGAGCGACGACGAUGAAAGCAAUGGCCGCAGCAUAAAAGUGGCUCCCAUGAAUCCGGCGCUCACCUUCCUCAACUCUAUACUCUACCACUUCGCCGAUGAGCAAGUGGAUGUAAGCAAAAUAUGCGUGGAGCAUGACCACGAGGAGCUGAAACCCCAAUUAAUUAGUACUUGGAUGCCGAACGGCGUGGGCGCCAUGCCCGGCAAGCGCGUCAUAUUUGCCGAGACACAGAUCGUACAAGAGUCCAUACAGAUACCCGGCUCGGAUUUGCAUCUUACGUAUCAGUCGUCGCAAGCAUCUGGCUACUUGAGCAUCGUACGCAUGCGGCUAACCGCCGAAAAAAUACCAAAGACUCUAACUCAUGUUCAUGUGGGCGUUGAAAUUGAGGGUGCACUUCAUGUGAAGACGUACGAGGCCGAUCCGAACCUGAUACACACGUUCGCCUGGAACAAACGCAAUGUCUAUCGCCAAAAGGUGUACGGCGUUACAAUCGCCCGCAUCUCGGUCGGCUAUCAACACUCGACUUGCAAAAUGCCAGUUUGGAUUACGCAGACCGCCAAGCUACAGGGUUAUGAUGUCGAUAUUUCUGAUAUCGGUGGUUGGGGUCUGGAUAUUCACCACCACUACAACUUCCACGAAGGCAUACUGCAGAAAGGCGAUGGCAGCACACUCCACAUGAAGGAGUACCCGCGCACAGUAAAAGUAGUGAUGGGCACCGGCUUGCAGCGUCCGCUCAACUGCCCAGACCACUGCAACGGUAUCGCCAAAGAUGCCAAACUACUCACGCCCAUUGCAUUGGCAUCCGGCCCAGAUGGAAGCCUUUAUGUGGGUGACUUCAAUUUGGUGCGACGCAUCACGCCCGAUGGCAAAGUCUACACCAUAUUGCAACUGAGUGCCACACAAGUUUCCUAUCAGUAUUACCUCGCUGUUUCGCCCGCAGAUGGCCACCUUUACAUAUCCGAUCCAGAGCGGCAUCAAAUUCUAAGACUGCUGCGCUUGGAAAAAGUGAAAGAUCCCAGCAUCAACAGCGAGCCGAUUGUGGGCAGCGGUCAGCGUUGCAUACCCGGAGAUGAAGGCAACUGUGGUGAUGGUGGCCCUGCAUUGCAAGCUCGACUUUCGCAUCCUAAAGGGCUAGCCAUUGCGGCUGAUCGCACCAUGUACAUUGCGGACGGCACUAACAUCCGAGCGGUUGAUCCCAAGGGAAUCAUACACACACUGAUUGGACAUCAUGGGCACCACAACCAUUGGAGUCCAGCACCGUGCUCCGGUACGUUAAUGGCAAAUCAAGCGCAACUACAGUGGCCAACGGGCUUGGCGCUGAGUCCACUAGAUGGUUCGCUGCACUUUAUCGACGAUCGGCUGGUGCUGCGCCUAACGUCCGACAUGAAGAUACGCGUUGUGGCUGGUACGCCUCUGCAUUGCAACAACAAUGGGCAGGAUAAAUCCAACAAGACAUCGGAAAAUGUACUGGGUACAGUGCUUGCAAUGGCCUUCUCACCGUUUGGGGAUCUGUACAUCGCCGAUAGUGACUCACGACGGGUGAACUCGAUACGUGUGGUGGACACGGCGGGAAGUAUGCGUUACUUUGCCGGAAAGCAAGAAGGUUUGGGUUCACUAACCUGCGAUUGCUCCAAUGGCAACACUGUCAACAGUUCAACAUCCAGUCUGGCCUCGGCGCUUUCAUCAACAGGCAACGGUGUCGCUAGCAGUGCAUACUCAACUACUAUGAAUCCGAAACGCACCACUACACCAACAACACCAGCUGGAAGUAACGGGCGCGGCAACAGCAAUGGAGGAAACGGAAAUGGCGCUGUCUCUGCUAGUAAUGGAGCGUCCAAUGGUGGUGUGGGAGUGGGUGCACCUUGCAUUUGCAGUGGCGGUGGUGUCGGUGUCACGGUCGGCGUUCCCAGCGGGCUGGCAGGCAUUGUAGCCGGUGGUAAUUUAAUGUCAACUGGACCAACGACAACCACAACAAUAUUGCUAGGCGCCAAAGCAACAGCUGCAGCGAAUGGCAUGGGCGGCGCCAUGAAUGAUGAUGGCACUUUAAGCAACGCGGAGACCCUGUUAUCGUCGAAUGCUCGCUUCCAGGCGAUUUCGGCAAUUUCGGUGGCGCAGGACGGUGUCAUUAAUGUGGCGGACCAAGGCUCACUUCAUGUGCUUGCGCUUGAGCAUUACCUUCCAUCGCAUGACGAGAAUGGCGAGUUCCACAUCCCAUACCCGCCAUCGAGCGAAAUCUAUGUAUUCAACCGUUACGGUCAACAUGUUGCCACCAAGGAUCUCACGUCGGGCAAGACACGCUACAGCUUCCUGUAUUCCAAGAAUACCUCCUUUGGUCGACUUUCUACGGUCACCGAUGCAUCAGGCAACAAGAUUCAGUUCCUACGGGAUUACAGUAACGUAGUCAGCUCCAUUGAAAAUACGCAGGAUCACAAAUCUGAGAUACAAAUAAACGGCAUUGGUAUUAUGACCAAACUGAGCGAGAAGGGUCGUCAGGAGAUCGAACUGGAUUAUGACAGUAACACAGGGCUGCUCAUGUCGCGCUCAUCCGGCGGCGAAACUUACAUCUAUCAAUAUGAUGAGUUCGGUCGUGUUACUGGUACCAUCCUGCCAAGUGGUGAGAUCGUUCGUAUCACUUCCCAGCUUGCUGACAACAAAGGUCUUACAGUGUACGUGCACGCGUCCGUCGAGUCACUCUUCUCACGUGAACGCGGUGAAACAAAUGAGCUGCUUGUGUUGGGUGGUGUACGUUCUACCUUCAUGAAAAAGGGUGGGGAGAAUGCGGACGCGGAAAUCAAGCCGAAUAACACACUUGUGAUUCAUAGUGCCAAUGGCGUAGUUGUUGAAUCAUCGGCUGUUGCCAGACAUCCCUUGCUCGAGGCGGCCUUACCAGUCGAAGCCGAAAUGCUGGCAAUGUGGUCGCACCAAAGCGUUACUAUGGGCGAGGGCCUGACCAACAACAUGUAUUCUGUGUACAACUUAGUUGGAGAUGUGCGCAAUCCCCAGCAGACACUCAACCGAGAGAUUUGGGUAAACCAAUCGCGUGUCAUUGGCAUAGAAUACGACCAGUUUACAAAUCGUGAGACGUUCUACGACAUGAACCGAACUCCAAUACUUAUUGUGGCAUACGAUCAGUCUGGUUUGCCAAAGUCAUAUUAUCCGACGAAUGGGUACCCUGUGAACAUUACCUAUGAUCGCUUUAAUCGCGUCGAAGGAUGGGCUUGGGGUCCAGCUGAGCUCAAGUACUCAUAUGAUCGGCAUGGUCUGCUCUCGGAAAUCACCUCACAGCAAGACGGCAUCAUAUCAUUCGUCUACAACGAUUGGAAUUUGGUGUCGGAGAUCGGUUUGGCAAGUCAGCGGAAGUUUGUGCUUCAAUACGAUGACUCCGGCGGCCUGCGACACGUGUUGAUGCCAUCUGGCACAAAGCACUCCUUCAGCAUGCAGACUUCCAUUGGCUUCAUCCGAUGCACGUAUACGCCACCAGGUAGCACACGAGCCUACUUGCAACAUUAUAGCCACUCUGGUGCAUUGCUGCAGACCAUAUUCCCUGGAGAUGGUGCGCGCAUUGUUUACCGCUACAACUCAGGCGGGCAACUGGCGGAAAUCGUCCAUGGAGAUGGCAAAAGUGAGUUCCUCUACAAUGACGCGACUGGUAUGCCCAGCACUGUCUCGCAUACCGAACGUGAACUGGAGUAUCGCUGGGACUUUGAGUACACAGGCGGUUUGCUGAGUGAGGAACGCAUCGAUUAUGUAGCGAAGACCGGAUUGAGCAACGCUAAAUUCACCUACGAGUAUGACACAGAUUUCCGUGUCAUCUCGAUUCAAGGACGAAUUGGUGGCCAGAAUUUGCCUUCACAGAAUUUCGCUUACAACCAACGUACAGGCCAGCCAAGCCUCAUUGGGCAGUUUAAGAUCAUGCAUCCGAUGCUAAAUCAAACUCAAGUUUACGAUGGCACAGCCACUUUCACGCGCACUGUCGACGGUCGCUUCAUGACGCAGAAAGUGACGCUGUCUAUACAUCGUCUGGAGGUGUUCCGCAUGGAGUUUUCGUUCGGCAUGCAUGGACGCAUCACACAGACUCGGACCUACACACGCAACAUGGCCGUGAAUACAUACACCAAUGUUAAAAACUACACUUGGGAUUGCGAUGGACAGCUUAUUGGUGUUGAAGCUCAGGAACCAUGGGGUUUCCGCUACGACGACAAUGGAAAUCUACUUUCACUGACAUACCGCGGCAAUACCAUUCCUAUGGAGUACAAUACCCAGGAUCGCAUAGUUAAGUUCGGAGAAGGUCAAUACAAAUAUGACAUUCGUGGACUUGUAGCUCAAAAUGCGCGAGAAGAGCGUUUCCACUACAACACGCAAGGCCUAUUGGUCCGAGCUACUAAGCGUGGGCGGUUUGAUGUGCGAUAUUAUUAUGACCAUAUGAAACGUCUUACUACCAGAAAAGAUAACUUCGGCAACGUAACACAGUUCUUCUACACUAAUCAACAGCGGCCCUACGAAGUGUCGCAAAUAUACUCGCCACGCGAUGGGAAACUAAUGUCACUUACCUAUGAUGAUGUGGGGCAUCUCAUCUAUGCACAAGUGUACCGUCAUAAAUACUAUGUUGCCACCGAUCAAAGCGGCACACCGAUCAUGAUUUUCAAUCAGUACGGCGAGGAUAUACGGGAGAUUAUGCGAUCACCCUUCGGCCACAUUGUUUACGACUCGAACCCUUACCUGUUCCUGCCGAUCGACUUCUGUGGUGGCAUAUUGGAUCCCGUGACAGCUCUUGUGCACAUGGGCGAUGGCAAAGUCUACGAUCCACUUAUCGGCCAAUGGAUGUCACCCAACUGGGAACACGUGUCCGAGCGCAUCAUAACACCAACGAAAAUGCAUCUGUACCGAUUCAAUGGCAAUGACCCCAUAAAUGUUGAUCACGAUCGUAAUUAUCCAGCCGAGUUCUCUUCUUGGAUGAAGACACUUGGCUUUAGUGUAAAGAAUUUGAUACCACAACUUACUCGCAACCUAUGGGAACAACCUUCAUUAUGGGGUCGAGCGCCUCAUAACCCAAUUGCACUAAACAUGAAACGUCCUAUAGACAAUAUUCCAACUAUGGCGGUGGAGAGUGGUUUCUUAGCUCACCUUAAUGUACGGCGAAUGUCCAACUUCGAGGACCUCUCAGCUCCGCCGAAAUCCGCACUCAAGUUUGACGUCAUGAAUCCAACUCCACGCAACAUAGGCUCGGAUACUGAACCACCCUUCGGUAAAGGUAUCGUCGUAUCCAGAACCAAUGACGGUCAGGCAAUCGUAUCAAGUGUUCCUGCAGCAAACGCCAUCUACCGGGAUGUUUACACAUCUGUCUUUAAUCGAUCUAAGCUGCUGCCAUUCACAUUCGUUGUACACAACGCCCAGCAGGACUCGUUCUUCUUUGUCAAAGAAGAAGCGUGGCGAGCCAGUGAAGACCGACAGCAACUAAAACGGCUCCAAGGCCAGGUCAAUACCACAUUCCACGAGAAUUCUCGUGAAAAUGGUAGUGGCAACAAUUAUUUAGACGUAAAAAUCCACGGAGCUCACGCCAUAAUCAAUCUACGAUAUGGCACCACAGUGGAAAAAGAGAAACAGCGCCUAAUGCAUCAUGCCAAACUGACGGCUGUGCGCAAGGCGUGGCAUCGCGAAAAGGAAGCGCUACGCAAUGGCCUCACCACGACCAUAGAAUGGAAUCAACAGGAAAUCGACGAGAUUCUGAAGCAAAGCUAUGCGAACAACUACGAAGGCGAAUACAUACACGACGUGGCACUAUACCCAGAGCUGGCCGAAGAUCCCUACAAUAUCAAGUUUGUAAAGAAGAAAGGAGCGACGGGCGGUGCAGUCAGUGCAGUCGGUGUGGCGAAUGCGCGAAAGCGCCGAAGAAGAGAUGUGCAACUAAAUAAGGCUGACGAAAAGGUGCUGAAAGAAGCGACAGCCUCUGGAAAGGCGGCGACGAAGGAUUCGCUGAGGAUCCUCGAUAAGCGACAGCUACUGUUGAAAAAACUGCGCACGGACGUUGACUGCCUGCAUAGCAGCAGCAACAACAACGGCGAGUGUUAGCUACAGGGAUACAACAGGGGGGGAUAAAGCAGACCAUUAGCAUAUGGGUAGGAGAAACAGAAAAUGAAUUUGUGUUAAUUUCAAAUUGAAAAAAAAAACAUAUUAGAAAAUAAUCAUUAAUUAAAAACUAGAUUAGCCAUUGAAUAUAAAAAAUAAGACGGAAUAAAUUGACUCAGUGAGAGAGCAGAUGCAAAGUGAGAAAAACCGAUAUACUGAUAAGAGCGAUAUUAUCAUUUUGAUGGCCCUCGCCAUCAUUAAACUAAGGAUAUGAGCCGAACGAAUAAAAAAGGAAAAAGUAAAACAGAUACGUAGAUUAAUAGAUGGAAGAGUCCGUCAUAUAUUUACAAGAAAAGCAGAUUACGAUAGUGAAAAUAGAAACAAAAUACCAUAACAAAUGCAAAAAACUAAAUAUGUUUUGUAUGUGUACAGUAGUGAAUAAAUCAAUAUUAGUUGCGUAAGUAUGUAAUUAUGCUAUAAGAUAAUUUAUGUCAUACCAUUUAAGAGACAACAAACAUAAACACAUACAAAUGUACAAUAAUAGCAAAAGGGGAAAUCAAAAGUUCACACCAAUUCAAAUGUAAACCAAAACAACAACAAAACUCAAUGCAAUUAAAUUAUCAAGCGCAGUCGGGAGCUGUGGCGCCCGAGCCAGCAGUAGCCGAACGGCCAAAUGUAAAAAAACAAAUAGCGGCUUUCUGGGGUACUCGAGCUUUUAGAGACUGGUCUAGAUUUUACAAGUAGAUACGCGAACGCACAGCAAACCGUUACAGACGAAUUCAGAUACACACACACGCACGCCGGUAGGUCGCCCUGUAGUUGCGAUGCGGUGAAAUCAAAUAGAACCAGAGAAAUGAGGAGAAAAAUGUGCAAGUGGAAAAAGGGCGGAGAGUGAGAGGGUGAGCGGACAUAUAAAGAGCGGGAGAUAGAGAGAAAGGGAAAGAGAGGGAGAGAGAGAGACAGGGAGAUUGGAAGCGAUCAAUUGUAAAAUGGUUCAAGUCUUUUAAUAUAUUUAUUAAUAUUUACAUUGCGUAGUUAAAAAUUGUUAAAUCCAAAUGAUUUGUAAAGUAAAAUAAGACGGAAAAGAUUAGUAAGUUGAGAUUAAUUAGAAUGCUGCAUAUGCUAUUUACGUAAAAUAUUCCUUCAAGAUAUAAGGGCUGAGUAAAGAUGUCUAAAGUAAAAAAGAAUUUAUUACAUAUAAUUAAAGAAUUUUACAUAUAAUCGAGAAAAUUUUUAGAAGCAACUAAACCGUAAUGCAUUUUUAAGAGAGCUACAGGUUGCCGCUUUCUUCAAUUUUACUCCGCCUGCCGUUUUGUUAUAAAUUAUUAGUUAUUUUUUUAAGUAUUUUAAAAAGUUAACACUAAAACAUGUGCGAUAAAUAACGAUAAAUAAAAAAAAUACGAAACCAAUAAAACAGUAUUACAAAAUAGAGCACUUUUUCAUUUAAAAAAUAUGUUUAUAUGAUUUUUCUAUUCAAUUUAUAUAAUAUUUGCCAAUUAAACAAGGAUUGGGGAAAAUUAAUUUUAUUGCUUUUUUAUUUGCUUUUCAGUUUCAGUUUCUAACGUUUCUUUGCCGUUUUUUGAAGUUCUCACCUUUCGAAAGGAUAGUUUCAAAUGUUGACAGAGUUGGCAAUUAACUUCCGUCCAUGUUUGUGCAAAGAAACCCCCGCAAAUGAAUACAAGUCGAAAACACUGCACAAUUUGGCAAAAACUCUGCGCCAAUCAAAUAAAAAAAUUGUAUAAUUUUUUGGCAAGUUCACUCUAAAAAUUUUUGUAUUUAUUUUCGAAAUUGCGCGGUUCGCUUUUCUUAUUCUUUAAACAUUUUUUUCAUUUCAUUUUCUUCAAAGAAAUUCGCAUGGCUUAUAAAAACAGUCCAAUGAAUUUUUAUUCUAUAGAUCAAAACUACAAACUGAAAAACAAAAACAAAAAAGGAAGUUAAAAGAGAAGAGAAGAACUUCCGAAGGUAAAAAUUGCUGAAUUAGUUGGGAGAAUGAACUAUUAAGUUACUGUUUUCCUACUCAAGAACUCCGUGAGAAAUUGUUGCCAAAUACACUGAAUACACACACACGCACACUUGCAAAAAUUCAAAAAAAAUAGCACUUACGAGAACUCGCACAGCAAACCGAAAUUACAAAACUGCGCCGAUGUAGAAAAAAAUGUACAGCCAAAGGCGAAAAUGUAAGUAAUUAAGGGAACCCAAGGCAGCAAAAGAAGCUCAUAAAAAUUAGAAAUAGUGAAAAAAGCUAACCAAAAUCAAACAAUACAAACAAUUGUUGCAUGUAUGUAUGUAUUACCUAUAUAUGUAUGUAUAGAUGUGUAGCCAGGCAUACCACAAAAACUGAGUAAGCCAACAAAAGUUAGCAAAACCAGAUAAACUAAGUAACAACCCCCGUUAAGACGGUUGCCGCCGCUGAUGCUGGGGUUGAUGGCAUCCUUACAUGUCCUGCACAUACACAUAGAAAAUAUUAUUAAUAGCGCGAUGUGUAUUUUGUGUAUAGUGAAUAGUUGAUAAAUACGAUAUGCAUGAACAGUAAAAUAUCACAAAUACAACAAGAACAACUACAACAACAAUAAAAGCACGCCAAGUCUCUCCUAUUUAAAAUAAUGAAACCAAUAAAAUUCACCAAAAUAAAACUUAAGUAAAAGUCUGCAUGAGUGUGAAAGGCUGCGUGUGUGUGAAAGGCUACAUGUGUGUGUGAAUGUCAAAGCGUAUUGACGGCAAAUUUUAGGAUAUACGAGUACACGCCGAGGUGGCAGGUUUGCUCGUCAUUAGCUGCCGAUUUUGUAAUCACCGUUUUUGGUCGCUGCUUCUAUGAUUUGCUACGUAUUUGUAUGUAUGCGGCUUCUUCCCUAUAUUCGUCACUUGAAUUAAAAAAUCCGUGCUUCAGCAAAAUGAGGUGAUGCCAUCAGAACGGUGAUUGUUGUAAUCUAAGUGAAGUUUUACUUGCUUACACUUCGAAAAAAAUGCCAAUUUAAUGUAUUUGCCUAUUACUUACUUUUAAUUUACUAUUAGGAGUCACCUUUCAAUCUCAAAUUCUUAGCAUCGUUGGUUCAGUCGUCGCUCUCUUUUAAACGACUCUUCGAAAUUCGCACUGGCAUAAUUGACAUCUUUUAUAUUCUCAAAACUUAUUACCGCAGAGAACGAAUGAGCUGGGCAAAUUAUUAUAGAACCGACUUCACUUGCAGCGAACGGCAUUUCGGCGAGGCAAAUGAUAAAUUAUAAAAAAAAUAUUCUGAGAAAAGUAAGAAUGCAGCUGCGCGAAAAUACAUAGGAACUUAAAAUAGUGCCCGAAAGGCAGUUAAAGAAACUUCAAAUGCGUUCCCCUUUCAAUACUUUUAACUCUUUGACCAGGGAAAAGUUGCCGCAAAAGUGAGGUUAAGUUACUGGCAUCACCUUUUUUUCAUUUUACCCAGCAUCAAUAAAUCCACACGUUGUAGGAAUAUUAAAAACUGUGCUUAGCUGUUAAAAUCAAUUUACACCCUCGCUGCUAAAAUUUGUUUAUCCACUUUUCUGGUGGUGCAUUUUGCAUGAUUUUCCUAAUAUUUUAAUAAUAUCCUGCAUAGGCAUUAGCUAAGUCCCAAUUAUCCUAUUUAUACUGUAAUUAAUGUGAUAUAAAAUUACAAAAAACCAAACAACUUUUUUCACAACUCGUUGCGUAACUGCUUCUAGCAAUAUGUGUAUGUAUAUGUAAAUAUAUGAGCGCUUAAACAUUUAUUUAAUAUUUUUUGUUAAUUUUUUGUGUUGAGCAAACACAAAAAAAUUGUAAUCUAAUUAUUUUAUUAUUAAUAAAUUGCCAAUAUUUGCUAAUUGCGCCAAUCGGGCAAUGUUUUUGGGAAAAUGCGAUUAGCAGUCGAGUGUUUGAGCCUGUUAUUAAAAUUUAGUGCCACGCUGGAGAGGGCAACACAGCCAGAAACCAUUGCACUCGCACGCGUUCGUGUAUGGGCUUAAGAAAAAACACACACGCAGACACGUAUGUUGGACUAUUCCCGCAGCGCCGAUGCGACAGCGAUGUUUGCUUAAAACCCAGCAAAAUUGGCAAGGCUAUGUAAAUAAGUAGGACGUAUUUGAAUUUACACAAAAAGGCUUAGAAUUAAUUAUGAAUAUUAAUUAUAUUUGAGCAUAAUUUUUAGAUACACACAUACAUAUGUACAUAAAUAUAUAUACACGCAUAGCCACUUAUAUAAGUACCAUAAUUAGGUCUACAUGCAUACUACUUACAUAUAUACAUAUAUAUAUAUUUAGGAAGAAUUGUUGUUUUAUCCUUUUUCCUCGUUUUUACAAUUCGAUAAUAAUUGGCAACCCGAUCCAAUAAUUGAAAGAGCAGGAGUCAGUUACCUAUAAAUUUAACAAAAAACUGAAGACAAAAAACCAAAGAAACCAAAAAACAACAAAAAAGUAUUAGCUACCUACACACAUACUACGAUAUGUGUGCAUGUAUGUGUGCUCACUUAUAGAACGACAGGGAAAAGGGACUUUCCGUAACAGCAACACAAACAACAACAGCAAAAUGUAGAACACCAAGCUCGCCAUUGAAAGCAAUAAAAAAGAACAAAGAAACAAAAACAAAAAACAAAACAAAAUGUUAUAAUAAAUGCCACUCAAAACGGCAAAUAGAGUAAAUGAAAACCGAAAUAAAUUUGUAAAAAGCAGAGAAAUCGCACGGCAGUUCAUUCAAGGCGAGUGCUUUAAAGUGACACAAGCGUCAAAUGAUAAAUUUGGCAUUCCUGACAGACCAACAACACUUUAGCUUAAUACAUAAUCAAACUUAAUGCAGUUAUAUUCGAUACAAAAUGGUGCGCAUCCAAACUGUAAAUAUCUGAUGAGAGGGAAAUGCAUUUACGCCAUCACUCCUUCAUACAUAUUGUACUUACGUAUGUGUGUAUGUAUAUGUAGGGUUAGUAGCAUUAAAUAUUCAAAUAAAAAUAAAAAUAAAAAUAAAAAUAAAUGAAAAAUAAAAGCAGAAAUAAAAGCAGAAAAACGCAAUGCAGAAAUACAAAACUAAGCAUUUAGACUAACUAGUUAAAAACCAGUUACAAACUAAAUGGAGAAAAUAUGAAACAGGGAAUCAAUUCAAAAUAUUCUACUUGUAUUUAAAUGUUGUAUGUAUGUACACCGAAAAUUCGGCUCCGUGUGGGCGCUGCGCAGCAAAUUCUUUUAGCGGUAAGUGACUGAACAUAAGCGUAGGAAAUUCAAGAAAACAAAAUGUAGGUAUAACUAACUAAAAAAGAUAGCAACAACAAGAAUUUAUAAGAAACAAAUAUAAGCAAAAGAUAAGUGUGCGAUAUUGUCAAAAAAUAAAAAAAAUAAAAUAUAUGAAAUGUAAGAACUAAAAUUAAAUAGAAAAGAAAGAAAAAGAAGCUUAUUAAUAUUGAGGAGGAUGAGAAGCGGAAUAAUGAUAUUUAAAAGUAUUUAUA